Triticum aestivum (bread wheat) is the source of this 1261-nucleotide messenger RNA. RefSeq lists its product as uncharacterized. The record is from RefSeq and is a predicted model, not a curated record. Lineage: Eukaryota; Viridiplantae; Streptophyta; Magnoliopsida; Poales; Poaceae. Bases 1 to 660 code for a protein of 219 amino acids. The transcript is spliced from 2 exons.
AUGUUAAUUAAUGAGGAGAGAGUCUCGUUCAGUAACCCCACAAGGAAACGGUGCCAGACGCAGAUACCUAGGCAAAAGGUGGAGUUAUUAAUCGAUCCCGUGCGGCUGGGUACCGAGCAGUCGCCUCCUUUUUUCUCGUUCCUCCCCAACUCCCCCACGCGCAACCCCUGCCGCCGCUUCUUCUUCCUCGCCCAGCGCGGUCGCCCCGAUGCAGCCGCUCCAUCCUCCACCAGCAGCCCCGCCCCGCCGCUGAUCGUCGCCUACAGCGCCGCCAUACCAUCCUCAGUUUCAGCCGGCCGCAUGGACCGUCGCCGGGAGAAGUUCGCCGGGGCACCACCGGCUCCGCCUCUGUUCGCCGGGGCACCACCGGCUCCGCCUCUGUUCGCCGCUGCACCACCGGCUCCUCCUAUGUUCGCAGCUGCCAACAGCUCCUCCGGCCAGUCAGCACCUGGUCUUUGGCAGUCCACGAACCCCACCAUUCCAGCCAAUGCACUAUCGAUCGCAUGUGGUUAUGGUGAGGAGCAGCUACAGGCCUUCGCCUUGGAGAAAUAUGAAGCCAACCAACAAUCAGCUUUCCAACAUUUGACAAUGUGGAGAGAUCUGAAGGACAACGGAAAGUGGCUUGCAGCAAUGAAAAAAAAUGAAUGGGGAGCAAGAUAAAAUAGAUAUAACAUCUGGUGCUAUUGAUGUGGAAGAUGAGGAGCGCCCUCCGGGUCGUGAUACAUCUAAGGAUGAGCGUGAUGGUAAACGCAAACCGAAGGAGUCGGUUACUUUGCUUGGAGAAAAAAUUGACACUUUUAUUGAGACCCAGAAAACGUCUAGGCUGGAGCGGCAGAAGGUUAUAGAUAGCCAACAUCAACUCUCAAGUCAGCAGCUUGAAACCGCUAAACUUGCCAAGGAGACAAAAUUGAUUGAGCUCUAGCAGAAGUUAUUGUUUGCUGAUACAAGUGCCAUGGAUGACGACGCGAAAGUUGAACGUGCCAAGGCAAUGGCAAGUCUGAGGUCUAUACUAUUUCCAGAAGAAAUGUGAGGUUUAUGCUAUUUCCUUAUUCAUGUUAACUCUGUAGUGUGAUAGAACUCAUUGAUCGAAUCUAUUAGAUGAACUAUAUGCAUGUGGUGUAAGCAUGUCUCUACCUUGUGUUGGAUAUAUCAAGUGAGAUGUAAACCUAUGUUAUUUCUAUUUUCUCAAGCAAAGUAAGAUCUAUGCUAUUUCCUCAUUCCUGUGAACGGUUACCCUCAUGAGAACAAGUUGAUGUGUUUU